CACAACUCUGAUGGGCCAACGUUGGCCCAACAACUACGUAUCUGUUGGCCCAACGUUGGCUGUCGUGGUUGGCCCACCGUCGCUAUGUCCAUCGGUCCAACGUUGGUCCACCGUCGCUAUGUUCAUUGGCCCAACGUUGGUCCAUUGUUGGCCCAACACGAUUUCAAGCUACGUUGGCCCAUAGUUGGCCCACUAAUAGUAAGAAGACUGGUUGGCCCGACGUUGGUCAACAGUUGGUCCGACAAUUUUAAGAGGGAUGUUGGCGCAUUGGCGGUCAAAACUGGUUGGCCCAACGUUGGUCAACAGUUGGGCCAACUUUGGCCCAACGAUUACGUAUAUGUUGGUCCAACGUUGGCUGUCGUGGUUGGCCCACCGUCGCUAUGUCCAUCGGUCCAACGUUGGUCCACCGUCGCUAUGUCCAUUGGCCCAACGUUGGUCCAUUGUUGGCCCGACACGAUUUCAAGCUACAUUGGUCCAUUGUUGGGCCAACCACUGUUGACACAAUUUACUUUUUUGUACAGCCAUUGUUGGCUCCCUGGGCAGCCAACGACAGGCCACAUGAAUAAUUUGCCAACUGCAACCUUGAGAACCAAUGGUCACCGAUAGCGACGUUGACCCAACGUCUUUGUGCUAUCUAGGCAUUCAGUACUGCCACUGUAAAUGUGUUCACAUAUUAUAUCCGUUUUUCAUCAAUAAAAUAUGGUGGCUUGUUUUUCCAUACUAAAUAUAUUUGGUAGCCUUAUAAGUGGUUUCAACUGUAUUACAAGGCGAAAAUCCAUAUUUUUGAGGUGAACAACAUUAUCAGAUAAUUUUGAAAGAAAAUAUUACAAAAAUUUACCUUAAUUUUUUUUAAUGACAGCUGGUAUGUUUUCUUCUAUUUUUAAGCAUUUGCAAUGAUUUAUCGAUAGGUGGCUUCCUGGUAUUAGCGGCAGCCAACAACGGGCCAACGUUGGCCCAACUACAAUUUGCCAACUGCAAUUUUGCACUGAUCGAUAGGUCCCAGAUAGCACAUCGCCAAUGGGCCAACGUUGGGCCAACAACUACGCAUCUGUUGGCCCAACGUCGGCUUGAGCGGUUGACCCAACGUCAUUUUGUCCAGCGGGCCAACGUUGGUCCAACAGUGGCAAAAAAUUAUAUUGGCCCAACGUUGGUCCAAUGUUGGCACAGAUAGCACACCGCCAGUGGGCCAACUUCGGGCCAACAACUACGCAUCUGUUGGCCCAACGUCGGCUUGAGCGGUUGACCCAACGUCAUUUUGUCCAGCGGGCCAACGUUGGUCCAACAGUGGCAAAAAAUUAUAUUGGCCCAACGUUGGUCCAAUGUUGGCACAGAUAGCACACCGCCAGUGGGCCAACUUCGGGCCAACAACUACGCAUCUGUUGGCCCAACGUCGGCUUGAGCGGUUGACCCAACGUCAUUUUGUCCAGCGGGCCAACG
Messenger RNA from Owenia fusiformis, 1437 nucleotides. The record is from the annotation of a GenBank genome assembly. NCBI's taxonomy places the organism in Eukaryota, Metazoa, Annelida, Polychaeta, Sabellida, Oweniidae.